UUACGCGUUGCUACCAGCAGGUGUCAGCCUAUCAGCAAUCAAGUCACCGGCGUUUCUUCUUCGUCGCUCUUUAUUUUAGUCCGUUGUUGACAGCUCACCGGAAGCUCCUUAUUUUCCUUCAAGAAAAGUCGCUUUUUCUUCUACUUUUCCCUGAAAACAAAGAAACACGGCGGCCUUUUUGGACCGGUGAUAGACGACAGGAAUGGAGGAAUAUAACAAUGGCAGCGAGAGCUCAUUCAACUCUGAAGAAGCUGAUAACAUCGUCAAAGAGUGUAUCGAGGGCGUCGUGGGUGCUGACGACUACAGCCAGAGUCUGGUGAACAAAUGGACCGCCGGCAUCGUGGAGCGCUGCCUCACACAGCUGGUGAAACAGGGGAAAGCGUACAAGUACAUCGUGACGUGUGCUGUGAUGCAGAAGACGGGAGCCGGCCUCCACACAGCCAACUCCUGCUACUGGGACACGGCCAUGGACGGAAGCAGCACGGUGAGAUGGGAGAACCGCACCAUGUACUGUGUGGUCAGUGUGUUUGCUGUGGCGGUGGCAUAGGACGCACUCACACACGCCCUCCAGCAGUGUGUUCCUGUGACCAGCAGGGGGCCACAAAGUGCCAUACAGCUGUGUACGCCUGAGAGAAACUGUUCUCUUCAGAUGCACUCAUAGUAAUGUAUUGAUCUCUUGUCACUGCAGUGCUCUUUAUUUAUCACUCGCUGACAGCACGCAGCAGCUGUUGUCCUGUGGUUUCUGAUGUUUGUUACGUGUAUCAUGUGAACAAGGGUUUUGUACUCUGAGCUGCAGGAGAAUAAACAGAUUCAUUGUGUUCAUUUCUCUUAAAUCAAUAAAGGUUUGAACAUUUGAACAAAA
Messenger RNA from Anarrhichthys ocellatus (wolf-eel), 862 nucleotides. RefSeq names its product dynein light chain Tctex-type 3-like. The transcript is spliced from 5 exons. Gene Ontology annotation, molecular function: dynein intermediate chain binding. Gene Ontology annotation, biological process: microtubule-based movement. The record is from RefSeq and is a predicted model, not a curated record. The coding region runs from base 203 to 547 and encodes 114 amino acids. Gene Ontology annotation, cellular component: cytoplasmic dynein complex; cytoplasm. NCBI's taxonomy places the organism in Eukaryota, Metazoa, Chordata, Actinopteri, Perciformes, Anarhichadidae.